Molecule: messenger RNA, 1494 nt
Organism: Cuscuta epithymum
Lineage: Eukaryota; Viridiplantae; Streptophyta; Magnoliopsida; Solanales; Convolvulaceae
Source: the annotation of a GenBank genome assembly
CAAAUAUUCAAUAAUUAAGCCUUCUUCCCUUCACGCAAAUAAGCUUUCUCAGCUCGAUCUUCAACUCGUUCCCGGUCGCAUUCUUCAACUCCUUUGCCGCACUCCAAGGAUUCAAUGAAGACCUCAACGACAAUGCUGUGCUGCUUCAUUCUUUUUGCUGCUUAUCUCGUUGGCACCUCAAAGGCGGAAAAAAAUGUGACCACGAUUUUAAUUAAGAGUGCUAUUGCUGAUGGAGCCGUCUGUCUGGACGGAAGUCCACCGGCAUACAAUUGGGAUGCAGGUCAUGGAUCUAGUGCACACAAUUGGUUGGUUCACCUGGGGGGAGGGGGCUGGUGCUUGAAUAGCACCAUAUACGAGCACCACAAGGAGGCCUACGCCGGAAGCUGCAUUAAGCGUGCCGAAACAGAUAUCGGGUCUUCCUUCCGCAUGAGUGACCAUUACCCCUUCAACGGUAUAUUCAGUGAUAAGAAAAAUGACACUUAUUUUUAUAAUUGGAACCGUGUCAUCGUAAGAUAUUGCGAUGGCGCAUCAUUCUCCGGAGAUGUGGAUCAACCGGAUCCGGAAACAAAGCUCUUCUACAGAGGAGCAAGAAUUUACAAAGCUGUCAUUAAUGAGUUAAUGGCGAAGGGCAUGAAAGACGCGCAAAAUGUGAUCCUUGCUGGAGGUUCUGCAGGGGGAAUAGGUGCAAUGAUUCACUGUGAUCAUUUUCGAAGCCUAUUCCACCCCAGUGUGAACGUCAAGUGCUACGCAGAUAGCUCUUUUUUUCUGAAGCUGAAGGAUCCCAAACAUGCCAAGUACUUCAAGACUGUUUUUGGCACAGUUGUUGAGUUGCAGCAAGUCGCGAAGGCACUACCGGCUGAAUGCAUAUCCAAACGGAGUGCAGCAUCGUGCUUCUUUCCAAAACACUUGGUGAAGUACAUAAAGACUCCAAUUUACUUUUUGAAUUCGGCGUUUGAUUCGUAUCAGAUACGGACUACCUUUUCUGAACGCUUACACGAACGGAUAGAGAAACAUACAGUGACUCCAAGUGAUAUGAAAUUGCUCAGAAGUUUCAGGCAACAACUAAUAAACGCAUUGCCUACCCCGUCGGCCACUAAUGGGUAUGUGGUCACUUCCCAGUUUGGCCAUUCCUUCGGUCCGAAAAGUUUGAAGGUACCCAUGUUUCCCCAAAACACAAAGUCAAAGACACUAGAGGAGGCAUUGGUUCAGUGGUUCUUUAAUGAAGGAAGGUUUCACAUUGUUGAUCCCAACGAUGAGCCAUUCUGGAAUGCUACAGCUCCUUGAGUGGUUCUUUGUUAUGGCGUUUUUCUAUUGUCAUCUUUAAAUGCAGACUACUUGAAUAUUGAGUGUUACAUUAAUUACCUCUCAGUACGUAGCUAGCUACUUUAAUUAAUUUAUUCAGAAAAUUCUACAUAUUUUUAAUUAUUAGAAUUUCCACUCACGAGACGUACACAUGCAGUUCGUAAUUAUAAAUUUCUUGUGAAUGAUCAUGAC